Jatropha curcas is the source of this 1703-nucleotide messenger RNA. Lineage: Eukaryota; Viridiplantae; Streptophyta; Magnoliopsida; Malpighiales; Euphorbiaceae. The record is from RefSeq and is a predicted model, not a curated record.
AUGAAAAGGAGAAAGAUUUCAAAAGCAAGUAGCCAGAAAGGCAAAUAUGAAGCAGAGGAAAUUAGCCAUACAGAGAUCCAACAGUCAGGCCCUUCAUUUGCACAUCUUCCUUGGCACAUUCUUGUUAAGAUUCUUCUUAGACUCUCUGUUAAGAGAAUAGCCACUUGCAAAUGUGUAUGCCAAGCUUGGAAAGAAGUGUAUCCGAUUAUUCGAACCUUAGAUUCUACAAGCCUGUCAAGAAUCCUUUAUCUUGUUCAACUAGAACAAGACCAAGAUUUUGUGCUCAAGAUUUCCCGUCAGCACCGUUACAUCAACUGGAAACCUGGAUGUGACUGCAAAUCUGACAUCAAACUUGAUACCAAAUUAAAGCUCCCAUUGCGUAACCUUCAAUUGGUGCUCAAUGAUCAAAUUGAUGAUAAUGGUGCUAAGAGGAACCGUUGCCUCAGGUUGAAGACAAAGGAUCACAAGUAUAAGAUUGUAAAUUCUUGCAAUGGCUUGCUUUGUUUGUCUCUAACAUCUGAUAAUAACCCUGUUGCUAUAUGCAAUCCUGUUACGGGUGAGUUCAUCAACCUUCCAGCAGCUAAGAUGGUUGAAGAUGAUGAUGGCAUCAAGGAUUUUAUUGAUUGUGGUUUGGGCUUUAGUCCAGUGACUAACCAAUUUAAGGUGAUAAGAGUCUUCAAACAGGCGUGGAAUCCUAGUUCCAGUACUUUGAGAGUUGAGAACUAUCAUGAUAGGUUGGCUGAAGUACACACUCUUGGUACAGAAUCAUGGAGAGAUGUUGGCUUUGCUCCCAACUCAAUAUAUAAACUAGCAUUUCCUACUUAUUUGAAUGGGGCUUUUCAUUGGUUUUGUCUUGAUGGUAGCAACUCAGAUUUUGAGUUUCAUUUAACAUUGAAAAUGAGUGCUUUCAAUCAGUUCCACCACCUUCGCCAGACUUUAAUCGACGUCCCUUAAUUAGUGAGGGUAAGAGAGAUAAUGUGAACAUGGGAGUAUUAGGAGUUUGUCUUUGCAUAUGUGAUUGUUCUGAAUUUAUUUCAAUUCAUGUGUGGGUUAUGAAGGAUUAUGGCAUCCAAAGUUCUUGGACUACAGUUCAUUCCAUCGAUAAUGAUGGUGAUGACAGAUGGCCUUAUGGCUUAUAUCAACCUUUGAAGUACCUGAAUAAUGGAGCAUUGUUGAUGUUUCAUUAUCCCAAGAGUGCUCUCAUUUAUUACAAUCCAAAAUGAUCGGGAUUUAAGUAUUUUAAGGUACAGGGAUCAAAUCAAAAUAUGAAGUAAUUGUUCAUACUCCAAGCUUUAUCUCUCUCAAGGAUGUUCUGGUAGGAACUAAUGUGAAGGUGUUCAAUAUCUCGUCAAGGUGUGCUGAGUUGAAGCUGCAGGGCGAGUCUAGAGCGAUUUCUUUGGUGAAAGAAAUCAGGCAACUUGAGAUUGAUUCUGAUAGCUCAUAUGAAAGGGAAAGAUGGGAUAAGCACUGGUGGCGUAAAUGAUAUUGUUGGUCACGUGAAGAACUUUUUUUGUGAAGGGAAUUGGCUACAAAGAUGCAUAGGCUAUAUAUUUGGAUGAAUGUAAUAUGAUUGUUGAUGGAAGUUGGGAUGAUAUGGAUUUGCUUAUAGGAUUAUGAAUUAUGAGAUUAAUGUGCAGUCGUGGUCAACUUGUUUUAUGUAUGUGCUUACAGGGCCUAAUACAGACAUGUCUAUUUACGGACAG